AUGACAGAUACCUCCUCCCUCGCCAUCACGCACGCCACAACGGAUUCCUAUCCGGUCCACGCCCAUCGCGGGUCCCCCGCCGCCGUCGACGGCGCCGCCUCCGACUCCGGCGCACCCGAUGAAGAACCUUACACCAUCAAAUGCAUUUGCUCGUUCGAUGAAGAUGAUGGUAAUACGGUUUUCUGCGAAGGGUGCGAGACAUGGCAGCAUAUUCUGUGCUACUACCCGGACAAGAAAGUACCAGAUGUGCACAACUGUGUCGACUGCGAGCCACGGCCCCUUGACAACCGUCGUGCCCACGAACGACAACGGCUGCGGCGGAUCCGAGAGAAAAGCGAGGACGGUGACCGGAAACCAAGACGCUCUGGCCCCAAAACAAACAAGAGAAAGUCCAAUGAUGCCGAUGGGAAUGCCUUCGGUCAUAGGCGACAUGAUUCGAGUUCCCGUGAACAGCCACCAGCCAAGAGAGCAAGGAUGUCUCGCCGCCCAUCGACUUCAAUGAGUGGUAUAUCGGCUCCCCCGGGUCUAUCGGCUGAAUCGCGAAACCGUCGGUCCUCCACCUCAGUUGCAAUGAGCCCGACAAGCACCCCUGGUCCUUCUAUCCCUUACUACUCGGACGAAUUUCUCUCUCUUUACGACCACGAUGAUCAAUUUAUUGAAUCGAAGAGUAUUCUCAAUUACGGCGUGGAUUUUGUCAAUGAAAUUGUGGCAUGGCUGAAGGACCCUCAGAUCUUAGCGCGAGUUGCCGAUGGACUCAGUGUGGAAGACUUCGCCAAACGGUCCGAAGAGGCCAUGGAUCGGUCUCGCUGGCCCUCGUUGAUGACAGAAACCAUUACGGACUCGACAAUUGAGAUCAACGGUAAACACCCCGUCCACAAGAUCUUGAAGACACGAGAUCAAAUUGAAAAGGACGAUAUUGUCGGUGAAAUCUUUGGCAAAUUAGGCCACGUCAAAGAUUACAAAAAGCUCGACAGCAGCCGAUGGGAGGAAUUGGGGCACGCCAUGCCUUUUGUGUUCUUCAACCGGCAGCUGGACUUGUACAUCGACAGUCGUCAGGAGGGAAACGAGCUCCGCUACGUCAGGCGGGCAUGUGAGGCCAACGUGAACUUGAAGAUCUACAUCACCAAUGGCCGGGAGUACCAUUUUUGUUUCGUUGCUAAAAAGCAAAUCCCUGCAAACUCAGAAAUUACCACCAUGUGGUAUUUCGACCACUCUUUCUUUCCCGCCGACGCAACAGCUAAGGAGGAGCUUAAAGAUAGGGUGGUCGAUCCGAAGGACGCCGCUAUUUGCAUUAGUACCACAUUGGCCAACUUCGGUGGAUGUGCUUGCAGAAACCCUCAAGCCUGCGUACUGAACAAGCUUGAUCGUCGCGCGAAGCCAGGGGGCCCUACCAACAAACACGCCAAGCCGAAACCGAAGGGCAAGGGCAAGGGCAAGAAGCCAAAAUCCCUCGGUCUUCCCACUGACAGCGGUCGCGCCGGUAGCGAGACUACCAAGCAUCCUGACGAGAAUGACCCCGCAGCCGACGCCCGAUCAACUUCUGGUUCUGCGCGUGGUCGACACACUGGCAGUCGUGAUCUCAGCCCCACGGCGUCGCAGCAGCUAACACUGCCAGAGCUCUCUAGUCGCGAAAGACGCAAGAUAGCGGAUGCCGAAAAGCAGUUCCAGCAGCUAGAGCAGUCUAAACCCGUCAAUCCCAAAAGGAAAAAGCGUUCUAGUGGCCCUGCGGCACAUUCCACCCCUGCAACGGUCUCAAGCUCCACCCAAACUGGUUACGACUUCAAACCUUAUCACGAGCCUGGCCCGUCUCGAUCCUCUGAGAUGGCAGGAUCAUCAUCCCGGCGUGAUGUUGCUUAUGUCGACGCUGAAAUCCAACUUGACGAGGGUGACAUUGAAAUCGAUUUUUUGCUUGAAGCACGUCGGAAGCGAGGAUACGAACUCGGCCAGAUCUCUCAUAUGGUUAUGCUUAAGGCUCGGUGGUGUGCGGGACUUCACGUCAGACUGGACUGUGAUCAGCGAGAUGCAUGGUAUGCCGGUGACUUCAGUGUCGUGCCCCCUGGAGUUCUCCCCUGGUGGUACACUUUUUUCCCGCUCCCAAUCGACGACAGGUCUCAUAUUGAGGUGCUCAGCCAAGAUUGCGAAUUGAUGGGAAUAGUUCCUGGUAACGGCCCCAUCGCGGUGCCCCUUCGGUGGUCUUUCCACCAGUCCAAGUAUCCCCAGCCCGAACUCAAAUACAAUGGGAUCCCGUUGAGAGGAAUCCACAUUGACCCUCCCGCGCGACGCGUCGAAGGCGACGUUGACAUUCGGGGCGCUAUCUCAUACAAACUGGAAUCACCCGCAUCUGUGUCUACCAGUGAUCCAUCUAAGUCGUCAGUUCUGCCUUAUUGGCCAUCUACUGCGGCGCAUACCUUUAGGAUUCCUGGGCCUGGCAAGCGCGGCAAUUUGCAUGGUUCCAUGCCACCACCACGGGCCUCGAACCUCCAGUCAGCGCUUAGUCCUAGUUCCAUGUCGACAGGGAGUCUCGCAUCACCUAGUUCUCAUGACACGGCUUCCCCAAUCUCUCUCGUGCCAUCUUCUGGCUCUGCACUCGCAGCCACACCUGCCAAGAAGAAACUCAGUCUGGGUGAUUAUCUGAUUCGACGUGGCACCAUGACGACUACCCCAACUUCGGAACCAACUCCUGCCCCAGCUCCUCCCCCAGCUCCUGGUCCGCUUCAUAGCGAAACUCGUAUGCGCACCCAACAUUUUCUAGCCAUCACGACGGUCUUCGGUGAUAAUCAUCAACCUCCUCCGCGCAGGACCGAAGCUGGAGGUGACAAGAACGAGCCCUCCGACUCUCACGAUAUCUCUAUGGAGGAUGCACGGGAGACAACGCCCACCAAAAACCCGUCUAUCUCUUCGUAA
Penicillium crustosum is the source of this 2904-nucleotide messenger RNA. RefSeq names its product putative PHD finger and SET domain protein. The coding region runs from base 1 to 2904 and encodes 967 amino acids. The record is from RefSeq and is a predicted model, not a curated record. The transcript has a single exon. Gene Ontology annotation, molecular function: protein binding. NCBI's taxonomy places the organism in Eukaryota, Fungi, Ascomycota, Eurotiomycetes, Eurotiales, Aspergillaceae.